GUUCGUGCCUUUGAAAGAAAGAGUUUGUCUGUGGAGGGAGAGACUGAGUGACUUAAUCGUCAAAUUAGGAUGUUUCUUCUUGUCUGGGUGACUCUGCUCUUCGCUGUGGGAAGCAACUAUGCCAACAAAGAUGCAUCUCAAGAACAAACAACAUGCUCUCAAAAUGGACCCUGCAUCAUGCUUAGUGAUGCAGAACUAACAGCAGAGGCUGGACUCUGUGUUGUGAUACCUUGUCAUUUUACCACUGAUCCUGACAUCCCUUUGGAACUUAGAGUCUGGCACAAAUGUGAUCCUUCUAAACAGAACUGUAGUGAUUCUGACAUAGUGCUCCACUUGAACGACUCCAGUCCUAAUGCUCAUACUGGGUCUAGAGUACGAGCGUCACUGUUGGAGCCUGAUCUGAGCCAGAAGAACUGCAGCAUCAUCAUCAAUGACCUUAGUGAGUCCCUCUCUGGAUCAUAUCAUUUCAGACUUAAUGGUAUCCUGAAUGGAACAGAGCGAAAAUAUGCAUCUUCUGGAGCAAAUGUCACUGUAAAAGGUCUGACCCAGAAGCCCACAGUGAUGAUUCCUCCUCUGACAGAGGGACAGCAGACCACACUGACCUGCACUGCUCCUGGUCUCUGCUCUGGAUCUGACCAUAAAAUCACCUGGAUGUGGGGAGGAGCAGGAGAGACGGACUCUCACAUCACAGGAAACAUCACUGCUUUCAAGACUGAGAAUCUGACUGCUGUCACUCAGAGACACAGCUCAAAUUUGACCUUUAACCCCUCAGCUAAACACCACGGGACCAAUGUCACCUGUAAGGUCAGCUUUGCAAACAGCAUCUCAACAGAGGAGACGGUGACUCUGAACAUCAGCCUGAAAGGCAACACGGCUACAGAGAAAAUGACGACUCCUGACGUGACCAAUGUGAAGAAAUCUGAAAUAACUGGAAAUACAAGUGUAAAUGAGGGGGAUGUUCUGAGUCUGACCUGCAGUUUUGAGAGUUUCCCUCCGUCUCUUGUCAUAUGGAGUAAAGUCCCAUCCAAGAAAAACCUGAACAGUGUACCUGAUACUAACCUGCAGAACAGCACUGGAUCAGCCACUCUUGUCAUCCCUAAUGUAACAGCAGAACAUACUGGACAAUACAUCUGCACAGCAACACAUCUGAACAAAACUCUGACUAUGUAUGCCAACGUCACUGUGAUUUUGUCUCCAAAGAUCCUAAAGAGCUCCGGAUGCAUUCAUCAGUCAGAGGUCCUGACUUGUGUGUGUAUUAGUGAAGGGUUUCCUUUGCCCACCAUCAAAUGGCCGCUGUUGGAGAACCACACUGAGUACUCAGUCCUUAUCGCCGUAUCAAACCACACGGUCAACAGCACUGCCACCCUGACUGUAAAAGACCACAGCACUUCUGUUGAGUGUGUCAGCAGCAAUACAAAUGGGGAAGCAAAAGAAAACCUCAUCAUAAGCAAUGCAGAACAGAAACAAAAAGAAGAAGGUGAAGUCAUAAAAGUGUUACGAAUUAUCACACGGUGGGAAAUUAUCAUUGCAUUUUUGGUUGGCACCUUUCUAUCUGCAAUCAUUUGCUGUUUGGCAAGAAAAUGUCACAGAAAAAAACAAAGGAUAUAUGGAAAUCUGGCCGAGACUCUGGAGAUGGUGUCAAGUCACGAGGAUCCUCCGGUAGAUGCUGGUCAAGCAGUGGAAGAUUAUCAGUCCAUCGACCAAGUGGCAGAUGAAGCAAGAGGAGCCGUGGUGGUGGGGAAAUCGGAAGUGGAGUACUCCAAGAUUGAUUUCUCCCUGAUUAAAAGGAAGGAUCCAGAAGAGGCAGGAGAGACACAGGGGACCACUGAGACAGAGUACGCUGAAAUUAAAGAACUAAAGAAAAUUAAAGAAGAAUCAGAGGAGGAUCAAGAUGAAGAGGGUGAGGAGGAAAUGACUGGUGAGGAUGAGGAGAAAAAACAUUGUGAACCAGAGGAGAAGGAAGGUGAAGGUGAAGGUGAAGGUGAGGAUGUGGCACUGUAUUCCAGUGUUAGGAAAACAAAUAAAUAAGUCAGAUCUGAUAGUGCUGCUUAGGUGCUUGAAGAUAAAGAUUACUUCUGUAAUUUGCUCUGAUUAGAUUACUUCUUGAUGUUGUGUGAUUUUUUUUUUUUCCUGCAACAUAUUCAUUGAUUUUGUGGUUUUCAAAAGCUAAACUGAGCCUGCGGUAACCCUCAAAUGAUAUUGUGUAACUGUCAUAAGGUAAUACUAGUCAUAAGUGAGUCAGCUUUGUACAGUAGCAGCAUUGACCACUGUGCAGUAGUUUUUAAAAAGUUGUAUUAGUACAGAGAUUUGUAGAUAAUUUUUUGGACCUACAAGAGCAGCUGUCAUUCAAAUUACAUUGUUACCACAACAAAAGUACAUAUUACAUGUACAAAUCAUACUUAAUAAAGAUAUUUGUACCUUCUUGUGACCUAACUCAACAUUCAAGACCUACUCUAAAGACUGUAGAACUAAGAAAAGGUAAAAAGCUGAUAAAAGUUACCAGCUACAGCUUUAACUGCUGAAUAUAGCAAUUUUAACAUAUUAUUGUGCUCUAUAUAGUAUUAUUUUUAAAGACCAGAGAGCUUAUAUCAUAUACAAGGACCAUUUUUCAGGAUUUAGCGACAUCUAGCAGUGAGGGUGGAGACUGCUACCAGCUGAAUACCCUCAGUUCACCCCCAUUUAAAGAACUUCUGGUGGCCUUCAGGUAACCAUAGAUGUAUUGGGGCGCCCGAUGGCUCAGUGGGUAGAGCAUGUGCCCCAUGUACAAAGGCUGUGUCCUGGCUGCAGCCUCGACUCUGGCUUACAGCCCCCUGCUGGGUGCCCCUCUCCCUUCCCCCAUCACGCUUAAUAACUUAAAAGUUUCAUAGAUCUUUUUCUCUGCAAUACUGUGAAUUGAAAGCAAGGCGCAAGAGGCCCUCUUUACAGGCAGUGCUAGGUUUGUCCAUUCUGGGCUACUGUAGAAAAAUGCCAGUGAAACAUGGCUGACCCUUCAGAUAUGAAGGGAUCAUUCUAAGGUAAUGAAAACACAUGAUUCUUAGUUUCAGGUGAUCAUACACUAAAAAAACACAGUUGAGAAUAUUAUAUUCUGUUUCUGCUAAUAGAUCUAGAUUACGGGUCCUUCAAGUUAUCUGAGAAUUUAGUUCAAAUUACUUUGUUUUUGAUAUGAACACACAUAUAAACCCGAAUUUACAGCACUGUCUUCUGCUGUCACAAAGACGGGAAAUCACUGUGUGAGAGGAUGUGAGCCUAAAAUAGCAUCUGAAACACCAACCAGGUGUCAGUUGUUUUGCAUACUUGGUUCCUCAUAAAAGGGAAGAAAGCAAGAAUCUGUGGCUUGGCUUUUAAGAGGCUCACAUACAGUAUACAUGCCUCCUUCAACUUUAUUAACAUUACACAGUUCCUUUUUAUUGGUAAUGCCCCUGUAAGGCCUAUGUGGGGAAACCCAAAAUUCACAGUAAAUGAAAAGAAAAUGAAACUGUCAUACUGCUGAUUAUGUUUUUUGUGUUUCAAGGUGGUAGGCCAGGUUCUGAAAAUCAAGUCUUUAAACCUGAAUUGAAAAUAGGUAAUCUGUCCUUUACAGAUCUGUCACACUUAGGCUGCAUUCACAAUUGCCAAUCCUGCAUUCACUGAUCACUGGUGAUGAGACUGGAAAAACUCCCACAGUCCAUGGAAACAAGUAAUACAAUCUCUUUCUAUCAUUAGAUAUUAUAUUGAGUAAAAGAAAUAUAGCAUAUUAACAGCUCGUGUGCAGCCUGCUGUCCUACAAAGGAGAGCACACAUUGUGUGUGCAUGCAUUUAUGUCAGUAUUGAUACUACACUGAUGAUAAUUAAAAGUCUCUAGAUCUUUCAAGCCAACAUAAACAAACUUACUAAGACAAAUACUCACUUGCUUAGACUGAGCGAGUGGUUUUCUCUCCACCCUCCACUCUCCACCCACACACAAAAGGGCCAUUUAAGUGACACUCCCACACCGGCCCACAACCCUGCAGCUUAUCGCUACAAAAUCUGAUUUGCUGUGAAUGCAGCCUAAAAAUUUGUUGUAAAAUUUAGGAAAUUAAAAAUACUUGGUUAAGGCUUUGAGUUUAAUUUAUCUCCGUCAGAUUUUUUUGUUGCCAUUUUUGCAUUUAUUUUUGACUGUUAAAAGUGUAGAGAGACAGGGAAAAGUGGAGAGAUGGGGUUUGACAUGUAACAAAGGUCCCCAGCUGGAGUCAGAUCAUGGAUGUUGGGGUAAUGUAAUAUGCACCUUAACCGUUCAGCAGUCAGGUCACCUCAUAGCUCCUGAUAAUAAAAUGUAUAUUUUUAGGUACUUAAUGGCUACUGAUGACUGUUUGGUCUUCCUCUCCUGUCUGGACAUGAACAGUUGUACUAAUUAGUAAAUAUUUGCACUGUAAUAAUAGCAAUGAUAAUAAUGUAAGAUGUUUUAAAUAUAAAUGUUAAUGUAACAUAAAUGAUGCUGUAUUUUAAAAAUGUGUUUUUGUAUUAUAUUUUUUAUGUGCUUGUAAAUGUGUUUAUGCUUAUGCAUUAAAUAAAAUAGA
This is a messenger RNA of Epinephelus moara (kelp grouper), 4535 nucleotides long. RefSeq names its product sialic acid-binding Ig-like lectin 5. The record is from RefSeq and is a predicted model, not a curated record. The transcript is spliced from 8 exons. The coding region runs from base 70 to 2028 and encodes 652 amino acids. Lineage: Eukaryota; Metazoa; Chordata; Actinopteri; Perciformes; Serranidae.